AUGGCCACGUCCAUGAUUGUAGAUGCUUCACCCCUGUGUUCCAAUGAUCAGAGCCUGGAAGCAGUCAAAAAUAAACAUGCAAAAACAGUCCAAGCAAAACUGAAAUCCAGUCUGAAGAGAAAGUUUGAGUACAUAUUUGAAGGGGUUGCAAAGUCAGGAAAACACACCCUCCUCAACAAUAUUUACACAGAGCUCUACAUUACAGAGGGGGACAGUGAGGGGGUCAAUAGUGAACAUGAGGUGUGGCAGAUUGAAACAGCGUCCAGGACACAGACCACACAAGACACUGCAAUACACUGCAAUGACAUCUUUAAACCCUUACCUGGACAAAAGAAUCCCAUCAGAACUGUGCUGACAAAGGGGAUCGCUGGCAUUGGAAAAACAGUCUCCGUGCAGAAGUUCAUUCUGGACUGGGCAGAAGGAAAAGCCAAUCAGGAUGUUCGUUUCAUGUUUGUUCUUCCUUUUCGGGAGCUGAACUUGAUUAAUGAUGAACAAUACAGUCUGCUUGGGCUUCUGCAUGUCUUCCACCCUGAAACGAGAGGGAUUGAAAACAUUGAGUCUGAUGUUGACAAAGUUUUGUUCAUCUUUGAUGGUCUGGAUGAAAGCAGAUUUCCACUGAGUUUCCAACGCAACAAGAUAUUGACUGAUGUAACAAAGACAUCCUCAGUGGACGUGCUGCUGACAAACCUCAUUAAGGGGAAUCUGCUUCCCUCUGCUCUCCUCUGGAUCACCUCCCGGCCAGCAGCAGCCAAUCAGAUCUCUCCUGAGUACAUCCAUCGACUGACAGAAAUACGAGGGUUCAAAGACUCACAGAAGGAGAAGUACUUUAGAAACAGAUUCGGUGAUCAGAACCUGGCUAGCAGAAUUAUCUCUCACAUAAAAUCAUCCAGGAGUCUCUAUAUCAUGUGUCAUAUACCAGUCUUCUGUUGGAUUUCUGCAACUGUUCUGGAGCGACCGAUAGAAGAAAUCCCUAAAACUCUGACUGGAAUGUACACACACUUCCUGCUCAUUCAGACCACUUUCAAGAAUAAGAAGUAUCAGGAGAGAGAUGAGACAGAUCCGCAAAGACUUUUAGAAGUGGAAAAAAAAAACAUUCUGAAACUAGGACAGUUGGCUUUUGAACAUCUGGAAAAUGGUAACAACAUGUUCUAUGAAGAGGACCUGAGAAAGUGUGGCAUUGAUGUCGCUGAAGCGUCAGUGUACUCUGGGGUGUGCACAGAAAUCUUUAAAGAGGAGUCUGUGCUGUAUCAGAAGAAAGUGUACUGCUUUGUGCAUUUGAGCAUCCAGGAGUAUCUGGCUGCUUUGUAUGUCUCUCUCUCACAUGCAAGCAAGGACUUAAAGGGAUUGAAGGGCAUUGUUGGUCGAAUUUCUAAAGCCACUGAAUUGUCACUGUAUGAUUUGCACAAGAGAGCUGUUCGGAAGGCCUUGAAUAGCAGUAAUGGACACCUGGACCUUUUCCUGCGAUUCCUUCUCGGCCUCUCGCUAGAUUCCAAUAAGAAACUUCUCAAAGGCCUUCUGACACAGACAGGAAGUAACUCAGAGAGCAUCAAGAAAACAGUCGAGUACAUCAUCGGGUUGAAGAGACGUGAUCCCUCCCCAGAGAGGUGCAUCAAUCUGUUCCACUGUCUGACUGAACUGAAUAAUGAUUCACUAGAGAAGAAAGUCCAAAAGUACCUGAGCUCAGAUGGUUCCUCUAUGAAGAAAAUCUCACCUGCACACUGCUCUGCCCUGGCCUAUAUGAUCCUGAUGUCAAAGGAGGUGCUGGAUGAGUUUGACCUGAGGAAAUACAGGACCUCAGACGAGGGGCGCAGGAGACUGGUGCCAAUUGUGAAGUACUGCAAAAAGGCUUUGCUCGCUAACUGCAACCUCACAAAGAAGUCCUUUGAAAUUGUGGCCUCAGCUCUGCAGUCAGUCACCUCGCCCCUGAGAGAGCUAGACCUCAGCUUCAACCAGCUGGAAGAUUCAGGAGUGAAGCUGCUUGUUGCUGCACUGAAGAGUCCCUGCUGUAAACUACAGACUUUGAAGCUGUCAGGCUGUCUAGUCACAAAGAGAGGCUGUGCUUCUCUGGCUUCAGCUCUGCGUUCAAACCCCUCACACCUGAAAGAGCUGGAUCUGAGCUACAACCACCCAGGAGACUCAGGAGUGAAAGUGCUCUCUGUUGGAGUGAAGGACCCCAGCUUUAAACUGAAGACACUGCUUGUGGACCAUAGAGGAGAGAUUAGGCUCAAACCAGGACUGAGGAAAUAUGCCUGCCAGCUCAAUCUGGAACCCAACACUGUGAGCAGAAAGCUGUCUCUGUCUGAGGAGGGCAGGAGGGUGACACACACACCAGAGAGAGAGCAGCCAUAUCCUGAUCACCCAGAGAGAUUUGACUCCAUAGAGCAGGUGCUGUGCAGAGAGGGUCUGUCUGAGACUCGCUGUUACUGGGAGGCUGAGUGGAGCGGGGGAGGGGCAGUGAUUGGAGUGGCGUAUAAAGGAAUCAGCAGGAAAGGAAAAGGUGCCGAUUGUCAGCUUGGACACAAUGACAAGUCCUGGAGUCUGAGAUGCUUUAACCGCAGAUACUCUGCUUGCCACAAUCGGAACAGCACUGCCUUACCCGCCCCCUCCUCCCACUCCUGCAGAGUAGGAGUGUAUCUGGACUGGCCGGCCGGCACUCUGUCCUUCUACAGCGUCUCCUCUGACACUCUGACCCACCUGCACACUUUCCACACCACAUUCACUCAACCCCUCUAUCCUGGGUUUCGGAUGGAUGGGAACUCCUCAGUGUCCCUGUGCAUGCUGAGAUAG
This is a messenger RNA of Megalops cyprinoides (Indo-Pacific tarpon), 2787 nucleotides long. RefSeq names its product NLR family CARD domain-containing protein 3-like. The record is from RefSeq and is a predicted model, not a curated record. NCBI's taxonomy places the organism in Eukaryota, Metazoa, Chordata, Actinopteri, Elopiformes, Megalopidae. The coding region runs from base 1 to 2787 and encodes 928 amino acids. The transcript has 7 exons. Gene Ontology annotation, molecular function: protein binding.